UUAUGAGAGGGAUUGGGGGCACUCAUAAAGGUGGAACGAGCUAAACUAAUUCCCGUAAACUAUUAUUCAAGGCCCAUUAACAAUGGCCCAGCUAAUCAUCAUUGACACGUGAGAAGAGAGCCAUUGCUUCACUUACCUUACCGUCUUGCUCCGCCGUGUCUCCUCCUUGCCACGGUGCCGCUUACCUUCAUUGUCUAAUACAUCGUUAGUCCAAGUUCGUUGUCAUAUAGUUAUAUUCGGAGUUACCAUAUCUGUAGCAGAAAGAGAGGAGUUUGACAGGUUGCAGAGAAGAAAGUAGAAAGAAGAGUCAAUUUAUUUGUGCUACAACACAGGGCUGUGGGUGAUGGGAAGCAGCGGCCAAGGAGAGGUUGUGGUUGGUAAAGAAGAGGUUAUCGCUAAACUCAAGGAUGAUGGCGACUUCGACAAGCUUCGUUUAAAGAUCAUUCGUAAGCUCAAGGACAAUGAAGAGCUACGACAAUAUAUUACCUCAAUCGUUAAACAGUCAGAGGCGCUCAAUCGUGCUGGAGCAGAAAAUAUGAAACCUAGACAGCUUUCUGAUGUCAUAUAUGAAGAAGUUGGUGAGAAUGUAAUGAGCCGCAUAUCAGAUAGUUUAUGGCAAAUAAUCAGAUCAGAUGACGGCAUGAAAGGUGAAAUCACCGAAACAGUGCAAUCUGUCUACGAUAAGCUGGCAAACCCCAAAGGGAAAGAUGACGUUCUUUUAUCAACAUCUGAUGCAAUGCCAGGUCAGACUCAGGGUGAGACAGCUUCAGCUACUGAGAAUGACGAUUCUUUGCAUGAAAAUGAGCCGCAAGAGCCGCCAGGUUUCACUCUUGUACUGAAUCAUCCGAAUAAUAACAACCAUGAGGAUCAAGAUAAAGAGAAGGCACAAGUUCAGAGGCAAAGGUCGACUGCAGAGUGCAAGGAAGAUUCCCACCCGUCACAGGAUACACUUGUUGAAGAUGAUCAUAACAUUGCGCCUUCUGGAUUUUCAAAAGACAUGGAGCAUAGUCCAGUAGCUGAUUGUAGUGAUGAAGACCCUGAUGUACCGCCUGGUUUUGGUUGACGAAUUGAAAGGUAAUAAGAGGUCAAAUGAUCGAAUCAGAACAAAAAAUACCAAAAAUCGCACGAAAAGGGAUCCCUUCCAUACGAAUUUCCCGAUACCAACACGACUUUGUUGUGUCCCAUGAUAUGGGCCGUGUUGGCCCUCAACACUGCUCCCAUACAAAGAAAGAGAGGCUGACACGGCCAACUUGUGUCCUCUGACAUGACUUGUGUCAGCUUUCCAGGUAGUUUCAAACUCUUGAAUUUUUCGAUUGUUUUUGUGACAUUUGAAACUUUGUAACCCCUAAGACAUUAUGUUAGUGUUUAAUGAUGAUUAUGCACGAAUUAAUGGCGUUUAAAGCACAAAAUUAUUGUUGUUUACGAGGGAUUUACAAUUAGUUUUAGUAUAAAUAAGACUUGAGUUUCAAGCAAAAAGAUAGAGACAUUUUGGGGGGAGACGUUAAAGAGGCCUAGCAGUGAGACUUAACAAACUCUAUCCUCCAUCACUUGUACAACUUUUCACUUAGGCUUUGUUUGGAUUGAUGGAAUCGAAUGGAACAGAGCGGAAUGAGAUGGAGUGGAAUUAUAUUCCAUUGUCUGGAUCACUUAAAAUGCGAUGGAGCGGAGUGGUAUGGAUUCCAUUCCAUUCCAUCACUUACCAUCAUAUUUCUUCUCCUCCAAUUUGGACGGAAUGAACAACUUGCCUUAUUCCAUUCUAAAAUUUCCAAACAAUGGAAUGGGGCAUUCAUUCCGCUCCGUCCUACUCUGCUACACUCCAUUCUGCUCCGUUCAUUUUAUGAUAUCCAAACAUAGCCUUAGAUCAUUUCAUACAAUUGUUAUUUUCUUGAGUUCUUGGCUUCAA
Lathyrus oleraceus (garden pea) is the source of this 1903-nucleotide messenger RNA. RefSeq lists its product as uncharacterized. Bases 344 to 1063 code for a protein of 239 amino acids. The record is from RefSeq and is a predicted model, not a curated record. Lineage: Eukaryota; Viridiplantae; Streptophyta; Magnoliopsida; Fabales; Fabaceae. The transcript is spliced from 5 exons.